AUGAGUUCUGACCUAGGCCAUCCCAGACGGUGGAGCUUAAUCUUGUCCUUGCUGGACAUGUGCAUCUCCGAGAUCCAAUAUGAUGUUCGCCUAUGUCUUAUCUUUCUAAUUGGUUCUUGUGAAAUGAAGAAGCGAAAGUUUAAGGAAGAGGAGAGGAGGAAAUUUCAUGAAGCAGAGAAGGCCAAGGAAGAGCAACUUUCUAAAAAACGUCGGAGAGAAGAACGGCGGGAGAAGUUCCGUGAGCAAGACAAACUAAAAAAGAAAAUCCGGAGGGAUUCUGGGGCCUAA
Messenger RNA from Ilex paraguariensis (yerba mate), 288 nucleotides. The record is from the annotation of a GenBank genome assembly. Lineage: Eukaryota; Viridiplantae; Streptophyta; Magnoliopsida; Aquifoliales; Aquifoliaceae.